AUGGCCCGAAAGGGAAGCAGGAAGGUCAAAACAGGCUGCAUUACCUGCAAGUGGGUUCCAGGCCCCCAGUUCCAGAUUCCAGAUCUUUCCAAGCGACUGACGAGUUGUCUCAGAAUCCGAAAGAUCAAAUGUGACGAAUCCCGUCCUGCUUGCGUCAAAUGCACAAGUACCGGGAGGGCGUGCGACGGAUACGCGCCAGCCUGCGCAGCCCAGACCAUCGUUGCCCCCUGGAAUGUGAUUUCCGUUACUCCAUCCUUGCAUGUCAGGGACAGUGAGGCAAGGCCACUCGAGUACUUUCAUCGUGUCGUCGCCCCCGCUAUCUCCGGACACUUGGACGCAGACUUCUGGACCAAGCUGGUAUGGCAGGCUGGGGCAGACGUCGCUGCUGUUCGGCAUGCGACAAUAGCGAUCAGCUCCCUGUACGAAGGCUUUGGACUGCACACGUCUGAGCGGGAGCACAUAGCCCUACAGCACUACAAUCGCUCUAUCUCUCUUUCGAUUUCUAGCACGGACCAACAAGAGAUUCUUCUCGCCUGCAUUCUCUUUGUCUGCAUCGAGUGUCUACGGGGAGACGCGACAAGAGCUAUCGAGCAUUGCCGCCAUGGUAUCUCCAUAUUGAAUAGGCUUGUUGAGGGCAGCAAUUUCACACCCUGGAUCGAAGACAUUCGAGCCGUCUUCUCUCGUCUAAGCUUCAUUCCUCUGUUUUGGGGAUCCACGCCUGAUACUUUUCCCUUGAUGGCAGAGUUUCAUGAUUUCUCUGCCCUGGGCCAAACAAGGCUCAGCCAGGCCGAACUCCAGCGAUACCUUGACACCCUCAUCAGCCGAUCAAUGCGAGUGGUCAGGAGAGGAGAUGAGUAUCGCCUCGGGGUCAACGGUAGAUCAAGCCUUCCAUGUGGCCUUGUCAGGGAGCAGAACCAGCUACAGGAGGCCCUGCAGCACUGGGAGAGAGCUUUCCUCAACCUUAGAUCAGCGGCGCCGCUCUCGCCACAAACUCGCCUCGUUUUCGCCACUCUCGAGGUCAAACUCAUCAUCGCUAGAAUAUGGGUCCGUAAUGCAUUUGAGAAUGAUGAGGGUUCGUACGACUCGAGCAUUGAAGAGUUUCAAAGGGUCGUUGCUAUUGCCUCACAGGUUUGCCGUCUCAAGGCUGUAGAGGUAGUCGUGCCAAAGUUCAAGUUCGACAUGGGGUUCAUGCCUCUGCUGUACUUCGUUGCGAUCAAGUGCAGGGAGGUACGGACUCGCCUAGAGGCCGUGAAACUGAUGAGAUCAUUGGCCAUAAGCCGCGAGAAUCUUUGGGAUUUCAAUGUGAUGGAAGCAAUUUCGCGGCGCGUGAUCGAGCUGGAACAUGGGCUUUCUUUCGGCGAGCUUACUGCUCAGGUUUCUUCCGGAGACGCAGAAAGCUCUCCACGACCCCCUAGUCCGUCUCGUGUCAUAGAUUCGCUGAUAGAAUCUCCACAGAAGGGAAGCACAAUGUCGCCAGGAGAGGUUGUUACAUUUUUCUUCCCUGGAGAAGGCGGACAUGUCAGGGUCGUACGGAAAUGGAUAUCAAUGUGA
Messenger RNA from Thyridium curvatum, 1551 nucleotides. RefSeq lists its product as uncharacterized. Gene Ontology annotation, biological process: regulation of DNA-templated transcription. Lineage: Eukaryota; Fungi; Ascomycota; Sordariomycetes; Thyridiales; Thyridiaceae. The record is from RefSeq and is a predicted model, not a curated record. Bases 1 to 1551 code for a protein of 516 amino acids. The transcript has a single exon. Gene Ontology annotation, molecular function: DNA-binding transcription factor activity, RNA polymerase II-specific; zinc ion binding.